ACGCUACGCCUAGCUACAUCUAGACUGAACCCAGUUUGACUGUUUAGCAACGAUUGUAAACAACAUGUCGGCCACGGACGAAGCAAAGGAAAAUGCAGAUUCCCUCCUACAAGACAUCCAAAAGAAAAUAACUGAAGCAUUUGAUAUAUUUGACCAUGAGUCUAAUAAGACUGUAGAUGUGAGAGAAGUAGGAACUAUUGUAAGAUCUCUCAACUGCUGCCCCAGUGAAGCUGAACUGCAUGAUAUGUUGGCAGAGAUUGAAGAGGAAGAGCCAACAGGUUACAUCAGAUUUGAAAAAUUCCUCCCAAUGAUGACAAAAGUGAUGAUGGAAAGAAGGUACAAGCCAAAUCCUGAAGAUGUAUUACUGAAAGCAUUUCAAGUGAUGGAUGCUGAAAUGAAAGGUCACCUCACCCAGGACGAACUCCGCAAAUACAUGACUGAGGAGGGUGAACCCUUCACCCAGGAGGAGCUCGAGGAGAUGAUGUCUGCAGCAGUAGACCCCGACAAGGGCAUCAUCCUCUACCGCGACUUCGUGUCCGAGAUGGCCGUGGAGGAGACAUGAGACAAGGAGUGUUAUCUGUGCCUUACAUGCACUGAGGCUCUCAACAGAGACACAGCUCAGUGUCUACUGUGGGAUCUGUGUCUGUCAUCUUGUAUGAGUGAAUGGCAUUUGUUGGUUUCCCAAAGUGAUGUGUGUCUGGUGUUUCAUUAUAUUUCCAUCACAUUGUAGUUUGGCAGUCCACCAUGCAUCUGGACCCUGCAUAUUUCAGUUUAGAAAUAUUUUGAUAAAGAAAUGAGUCCAGCUUGUCAAGCAGCGGUGGUCUAUAUUCAUGCUCAUGGAAGAAAAUGGAUCAUGUAUGUACCCUUCUACAGUAUUAAACAUAUCUUCAACA
Haliotis rubra (blacklip abalone) is the source of this 893-nucleotide messenger RNA. Its product is annotated as dynein regulatory complex protein 8-like. The record is from RefSeq and is a predicted model, not a curated record. Gene Ontology annotation, molecular function: calcium ion binding. NCBI's taxonomy places the organism in Eukaryota, Metazoa, Mollusca, Gastropoda, Lepetellida, Haliotidae. Bases 65 to 562 code for a protein of 165 amino acids. The transcript has 6 exons.